AUAUUACAUGCUCUGUGCUCUAUUCUUUGAACUACUUGUCUAUAGUCCAUAUUCUAUCACUGUGAUUUGAGGUUAUGUAUGUAGCCAUUUGUAAACAAUAAUAUAUACCUAUUCAUCUUUCAUUUGGUUUUCCUGCAGUCUGUUACAUAUUAUAAUUAAAAUACGUUUACGGCGGUGUCGAUCAAAAAAGAUGAAUGGAAACUCAAAACGUUAAUUAUAUAACUUCAGUGUUCUACGAAUAUAAAUCAACAGGAAAAUGGGUAAAAGGAGCAAGUCGUCUAACGUAAACACUAACGCUGCUGAUGACGUAGUUGUAAGUAGUAAAAAAAUGAAGAAUAAAAGAAUUAAGUUCGAAUCAGCCGACGCAGGUGUACCGAUACCUGACGAAUCUAAUGUGGAUCUUGAUAUUAAACAAGUUAAACGAACAAAGAAAAAUAAACCGCACAAUAAUAAAGGCGAUGAGGAAAAGAAAAAUAAAAAAAUAAUAUUUAGAGAGGACGAUGACGAACCGGUUGAAGUUAAUGUACCUACAUCGACAAAUCAACGGAAACGUACUAAAGAAAUUGUUCCUCAAGAGAACGAAGAAGAUAUUAAAGACGAAGACAUUGAUAAGUUCUGUGAUGAGUUAAAUGAAGAGGAUAACGAACAGUUUGAAAGUUGGGUUAAAUUAAUAGAAGCUAAACUUCAUUCAAAUAAAAAGAAACCUAAAUGAUAA
Molecule: messenger RNA, 715 nt
Organism: Spodoptera litura
Lineage: Eukaryota; Metazoa; Arthropoda; Insecta; Lepidoptera; Noctuidae
Source: RefSeq, a predicted model, not a curated record